This is a messenger RNA of Chelonoidis abingdonii (Abingdon island giant tortoise), 1500 nucleotides long. The record is from RefSeq and is a predicted model, not a curated record. Lineage: Eukaryota; Metazoa; Chordata; Testudines; Testudinidae.
CAAGCUGUGAUGUUGGCAAGAGAGGGGCGGGUGUCUGAGAAAUUAACAGAGAGAGAAGGGGAAUGAGUGGAGGAAACUAGGGAGACAGAAAUAGCAAAGAGUGAGAAAACAGGAGCAGGGAAAAGAGGCAGGGGUGAGAGUUAAAAAUACAGAGGGGGGAAGGGGAGAACGAUCAUGGAGCUGCUCCUGUGGCUCUGGUCCCAGCUUCGAUCCUGUGGGAACAACCUCCCAGCACUGGGCAUAGCCCUCACAGUCUUCGCUCUGCUAUUUGAUUUUCUGAAGCGCAGGAAGAGCUGGAGUCGCUACCCACCAGGUCCAACCUCUCUGCCUUUCAUUGGGACCAUGUUGCAGAUCGAUUUCCACAACCCGCACCUCUCCUUUACCCAGCUGAGUAAAAAAUAUGGAAAUGUCUUCAGCCUUCAGAACUGCUGGAGUAAUCUGAUAGUAGUGAAUGGAUUCAAAGCUGUAAAAGAAGCAUUGGUCCAGAAAUCAGAGGACUUUGCUGACCGACCAUACUUUUCUAUAUAUGAGCACUUGGGUUACGGAGAGAAUUCGGAAGGGGUGGUGGUUGCAAGAUAUGGUCAGGCCUGGAAGGAGCAAAGGAGAUUUGCACUCUCCACCUUGAGGAACUUUGGGAUGGGAAAGAAAUCCCUAGCUCAGCGUGUGACAGAGGAAGCUGGAUUUCUAUGCUCUGCGAUCUCUUCUGAAAAAGGUUUGUCUUUUGAUCCACAUUUUCUUAUAAACAACGCAGUUAGCAAUGUGAUCUGCUCCCUCGUCUAUGGCGAGCACUUUGACUAUGACAAUAAGAAAUUUCAGAGAUUGCCAUUUGAACAGACCUUAAAUGAAGAAGCUGGAUUCCUGCCCCAGCUCCUUUUCGUAGUACCUUGGCUGCUGCGCAUCCCUGGAGUGCCACAGAGAGUCUUCCGAUCCCAAAAGGCGGUCCUUGACUUCACAAAUGAGCUUGUGAAGGAGCACAGGACGACCUGGAAUCCUACCGAAAAGAGAGAUUUCACUGAUGCUUUUCUACAGGAGAUAGAGAAGGCCAAAGAGCACGCGGGGAGCAGAUUCAAUGACAACAACCUUCGUGUGGUAACAUUUGACUUGUUUAGUGCUGGCACUGAGACCACCUCCACCACCCUGUGCUGGGCAUUGCUGUACCUGCUUCUCCAUCCUGACAUCCAGUGUAAGCAAGAGGACUGGUGAAGAUGUGACCGGUUCUCCCAACCCUGCAUCUUCCACUGAGAUAGGGUGAUCAGAUCGCAAGAGUGAAAUGCCACACAGCUCCCCUGGAUCCACUAUGCCCAAAGCCCCCCUUCAACCCUUUCACCACAAAUACACAGUGCUGUGCACACACACCCUGCCCAGUGCCCCCCUGCCCACAGCCCUACCACAGCUGCCCAGCACCCCACACAGAACCCCCCACUCGCUACUUUCCCAAUACACACAGAUUUCCCCUCCCUCCCUUUCUUCCUCCCUCCCAGUGCCCUUCCCCACAGCACC